Penicillium atrosanguineum is the source of this 711-nucleotide messenger RNA. RefSeq names its product chitin deacetylase CDA4. The record is from RefSeq and is a predicted model, not a curated record. Gene Ontology annotation, cellular component: membrane. The transcript has a single exon. Gene Ontology annotation, molecular function: hydrolase activity, acting on carbon-nitrogen (but not peptide) bonds. The coding region runs from base 1 to 711 and encodes 236 amino acids. Gene Ontology annotation, biological process: carbohydrate metabolic process. NCBI's taxonomy places the organism in Eukaryota, Fungi, Ascomycota, Eurotiomycetes, Eurotiales, Aspergillaceae.
AUGUUCGUCGCUCUCGUGUGUACGUUCAGUCUCUUAUGUCCACUAUAUCUCAUAUACAAGCCGCCUGGUUCUUUGAUACGCUUCUUCCAACGUCGCUGGCCCGAUGUCUUAUUCCGUCACGCAACUGUCGAGAAGGUUGUCGCGUUAACCAUCGACGACGCCCCGUCCGCACACACGCGCGCUAUUCUCGACCUCUUAGGGUCAAAUCAUGCAAUCGCAACAUUUUUCCUGAUUGGAUCUCAGAUGUCCGGAAAUGAGGACGUUCUCGCUGAGCUAGUGCGCGCUGGCAACGAACUAGCCAACCAUGCAAUGCACGAUGAGCCAUCGCGCGGACUCAGCGACGCAGCCCUUGCAGACCAGAUUCGUGCAGUGCAUAUCUUGAUUCAAAACGUGUAUAACGCAGUAGAACAGGAUGGGCCUGAGAACUGGCUCUUCCGACCAGGCUCGGGUUUCUUCAGCUCACGAAUGCGACGCCUGGUUACGAAGCUGGGUUAUCGGCUCGUGCUCGGGGACGUCUAUCCCCACGACCCACAGGUGCCAUUUGCAAGACUCAAUGCAAGGCAUAUCUUGAACAUGGUGAAGCCAGGCAGUAUUAUCAUUUGCCACGACCGCAGAGAAUGGACGUUACCCAUGCUACAAGAGGUGCUGCCAGAGCUGAAGCGCCGCGGAUACCGGGUGCUCACUGUGUCAGAGCUGCUUAAGACGCUCUAA